AAAUGUUUAUAUAGAUUUUUGAGUAGGCGAAAUGCUGCAUAAAAAUGAUGAUGUCAGACACGCCAUGUUGUUACAUUAUAUGUUAGAACGGCCUGCCAUACUUGCCGGUCUGGUAAACACGUGCCUUCUGUGUUUUGAUCCAGGCUGGUUCCUCUGGCCGUGGCUCGUGUCCGUUAGCUCCAUGCUGUCUGCACUCACCGCCGGUUAGCGGUGAUCAUGGCGGGCCCAUGAGGCGGGGAGCGGGGCUGUGUUUAGGAAAAGCCGGGUGCAGUGUCACGGACAUGGCCGGGGUUUUUGACAUCGAUUUGGAUCAACCGGAUGAGAAUGUCUCUGACGACGAACCUGAGGACGGGGUCUUCCAGGUUCGAAAAGUGACAGGUGCAGGCGCUGGGAAGAUAUUUGCUAUGAAGGUUUUGAAGAAGGCAAUGAUUGUGCGGAAUGCGAAGGACACGGCACACACCAAAGCUGAGAGGAGUGUUUUGGAGGAAGUGAAGCAUCCUUUUAUUGUUGACCUCAUCUARGCCUUCCAGACAGGAGGGAAGCUCUACCUCCUUUUAGAGUAUCUGAGUGGUGGGGAGCUGUUCAUGCAGCUGGAAAGAGAAGGUAUCUUCAUGGAYGAUACAGCAUGGACAUGUGAAACUGACAGAUUUCGGUCUGUGUAAAGAAUCCCUUCAUGACGGGACAGUCACCCACACUUUCUGUGGCACCAUUGAAUACAUGGCUCCAGAGAUCCUAAUGAGGAGUGGACAUAAUCGAGCUGUAGACUGGUGGAGUCUGGGAGCGCUAAUGUAUGACAUGCUUACAGGAGCACCUCCAUUCACUGGUGAAAACCGAAAGAAGACAAUUGAUAAAAUCUUGAAAUGCAAACUCAACCUUCCACCUUACCUCACUCAAGAAGCUAGGAAUCUUCUAAAAAAGCUGCUUAAACGAAGUGCCUCAUUACGACUCGGGGCUGGACCAGGAGAUGCUGCUGAGGUCCAGGCUGAACCAUUUUUCCGGUAUAUAAACUGGGAUGACCUUCUCGCUCGUAAAGUUGAGCCUCCAUUUAAACCAUUUCUGCAAUCAGCCGAUGAUGUAAGUCAGUUUGAUUCAAAGUUCACCAGCCAGACUCCAGUAGACAGCCCUGAUGACUCCACACUCAGCGAAAGUGCUAAUCAAGUCUUCCUGGGUUUCACAUACGUAGCUCCUUCUGUGCUGGAAAACCUUAAAGAGAAAUUUUCCUUCGAGCCAAAGGUCCGCUCACCURGGAAGUUCCCUGGAAGCCCAAGAACACCUAUGAGUCCACUGAAGUUUGCAGGAGGGGACUGCUGGCCUCAGGGACCCUCGCUGUCCACCCUGUCCCCUGGCAUAGACCAGUCCCUGGAGCAAAUGGACACGAGCAGCAGCAGCACUGAGACGUCAGCUCCUCUCCCCAUCAGACAUCCUGCAGGCAUGAACACAGAGCCGUACAGAAAACAGACCUAUCCCAUGAACUUAAAGCGACCAGAACACCUGCGGAUGAACCUAUGAKACCUGGCUGGCCUGACAACUUUAGCUUUUUUAUAUAUACAUUUAUAUAAUUUCUCUUUUCUUUUUGGAAUUUUCUUAGACCUGAAAAAAAAAAGGUUUAAAACUUGACACUGUCACCGCUGAUCAGCAGUGUUGUGUCUUUGCUCCUGAACAGUUGAAGCACAGCUGAUGUCAGAGGACACAGCUGCUCUGACAGAGAAGCUGUGUCCUCUGACAUCACUGAGUAACGGUGGUGAAAUGAACUUGAUAUGAUUUACUGGUGCUCUUUAUCCUGUAAUCUGCUGUUACUGGUGUUUAAGACAGAAUGUUUGUAUCGCCCUCAGCUUGCCUUUUCAUUACCAAGUCAGACUCAAGUUUUCUGGCCACACAUUUGGAGACUGAUCAGAUGAUGGUUACACAGCAAAUAGUUCAGUUUUUUUUGCGUUGCUUUGUGUGACGAUCAGGAGUGUGUAGAGCCUGACCAAUAAGAAUCAUCUUUAAAAGAAUCCUUGAUUAGUUGUAACAUUAGACUUCAUUUGAUAAACAUUUAUUUUAACUGUAAAAU
Messenger RNA from Austrofundulus limnaeus, 2053 nucleotides. RefSeq names its product ribosomal protein S6 kinase beta-1-like. Gene Ontology annotation, molecular function: protein serine/threonine kinase activity; ATP binding. The record is from RefSeq and is a predicted model, not a curated record. Gene Ontology annotation, biological process: protein phosphorylation; signal transduction. Lineage: Eukaryota; Metazoa; Chordata; Actinopteri; Cyprinodontiformes; Rivulidae.